UCUAGAAACUGCAUUCGCUGGUUGGUCAGGGCGAUGACGCUGCCCUCGGCCCAUGAGUUUCACUGGCAGAGCCUAGCUUCUCUCUCCAGUGCCCGUGUGUAUCACUCAUUGGCUGAUGUCGGGGGGCAGCUCUAUAUGGUAGGAGGUUGUGAUGCAUCGGGUCGACCAACCAGCGCUCUUGAACUCUACUGCCCUGAGGUGGACCGCUGGGUAAGUCUUCCUCCGAUACCCACGCCGAGAGCCGGGGCAGCAGUGGCAGUCUUAGGGAAGCAGCUCCUUGUGGUCGGUGGGAUGGGAAAGGAUCAGCACCCCUUAAAGGCAGUGGAAGUAUACAACACAGAGGAAGGCAAAUGGCGAAAGAGAUGUUCGUUGAGGGAGGCGUCCAUGGGGCUUUCUGUAACUGUAAAAGAUGGCAGGGCUCUUUCUGUUGGGGGAAUGGGAGCAGACCUCCUGCCUAAAAGUGUUCUCCAGCAGUACGACCUUCGCAAGGACGUGUGGGCGCUUCUCCCUCCCAUGCCCACCCCUCGCUAUGACACCAGCGUCUGCCUAAUGGGCUCCAAAAUCUACGUGGCAGGUGGACGUCAGUGUAAGCGUUUGGUGAAGGCCUUUGAAGUCUUUGACAUGGAAAGCCGCACCUGGUUGUCUCUACCCAGUCUGCCUUGCAAGAGAUCAUAUUCUGGGGUCUUAUGGGACAGAGCAGGACGUCUCUGUUGGUUAGGAGGCCUCAGACAAGGAGGAAUACACCGAAGUUCCAAGUUUACCAAGAACGUAAACAUCUUUGACACCAACCAAGGAUUAUGGUUGAAAUCAGAGGACACGGUACCUUUGAAGACUAAGCGAGCAGACUUUGCCGCAGCCUUAGUACGAGGGAGGAUGAUCGUGGCGGGGGGUUUGGGCCAUCAACCAUCAGUGUUAGACACUGUUGAAGCGUUUCACCCUGAAAAAAGGAAAUGGGAGAGGCUGUCACCCAUGGCCACGCCCCGUUGCUCCACCUCCAGCAUUGUAAUUCGUGACCGCCUACUGGUAGUGGGAGGUGUCAAUCAAGUCCCAAGCUCCGCCCAUGAGAUUCUGUAUGUAAAAGAGGAGGAGAUUCUUUAA
Molecule: messenger RNA, 1098 nt
Organism: Myxocyprinus asiaticus (Chinese sucker)
Lineage: Eukaryota; Metazoa; Chordata; Actinopteri; Cypriniformes; Catostomidae
Product: kelch domain-containing protein 8A-like
Exons: 5
Coding region: 34-1098 (354 amino acids)
Molecular function (GO): protein binding
Source: RefSeq, a predicted model, not a curated record